Messenger RNA from Blepharisma stoltei, 294 nucleotides. The record is from the annotation of a GenBank genome assembly. NCBI's taxonomy places the organism in Eukaryota, Ciliophora, Heterotrichea, Heterotrichida, Blepharismidae.
AUGGAAGCUCUAAAAAAGCAUAUUCGCUACGAAGUAUUUGGCCACGUUCAGGGUGUCUUUUUCAGAAAGUACACUAAAACCCAGGCACAAAAGCUUGGACUCACAGGAUGGGUAGAAAAUACACCACGAGGAACUGUCAUUGGAGAAGCUGAAGGUCCAUCUGAUAAAAUAGAAGAAUUUAAACAUUGGUUGAGAAACAUUGGAUCUCCUAAGUCGCGAAUUGAUGAUCUCAGAAUAACAAAUGAAACAGAUAUUUCUCAAUUGAAGUUUCAUUCGUUCUCAGUAAAAAAGUAA